AUGAAGAAAGCACACUCGGCGAGCAAAACAUUAGCAGCUGUUCACAUUGUAGUUUGGUACGCCUUCACGUUGAGAGAAUUUCAGCGGCAUGGCUGAACAGCCAGCGGAUGAGGACUUGCCGGGGCACAGUUGCACGGUGUGCUUCGAGAAGUUCUGUGCUUCCGACGCGCGCCGAGUCCCCAGGAGUCUGAAAUGUGGACACACGUUCUGCACAAGCUGCUGCAAGAAGCUCCUGAGGACUGACUCUAUUGACUGUCCGAAAUGCCACGAACUGAUGCAUUGCGGUAGCAGUGGUGUUGACCAGCUGAUCAAGAACUUUGGCGUGCUGGAUAUCGUGGAGUCCGCCCCGGCGACUCCGCUACAUUCGGCGGGUGGCACCGCGAGCGGAAGCAGCAUCGGCACGGAUCGCAAGUCGCUCUCGAGCCCGGUCAACUGUGCCGAUGCUCCGCCAGCAAACGGGACAGCGUGUGACAACUUCCGCUGCUAUAGUUGCCUGGAGCGGCUGCCCGACCUGUUUGCCUGCACGGACUGCCGGGCGGUUCUGUGCCUGGCGUGCAGCGAAGCCGUGCACCGCAUACCGGGCUUCCGCGAGCACCACGUCGUCAGGUCGACAGGGAUGACAGCGCUGCAGAUAAACAGGCUGUUACGUCAGUCAGACAGCACGGUGGGCGCCAGUAGCAUGGCACCGACUGGAGUGCAUCCGCAGUUAGACGCACACCUGCACUGCGAGGAGCACGAUGGGGAGCGGAAGAAGAUAUACUGCCGGACUUGCAGCGCCCUCGUCUGCAUUUACUGCCAGUUGCAUGGCAUACACCAGCAGCACGAAUGUGUACUGGUGCGCGAGCACGCACUCAGCGAGCGUGUUCGUCUGGAUCGUAUGUGUACGGCGGUGGAGCAGCGAAAGCAGCAGUGGCUGCAGGCGUACGGUGGCGUGAUGGACAUGGCAGAGUCUGUACGGCAUUCAGGAUCUCGGUUAGAGGAUGAGCUAGCGGAGCAUUUCCGCUGCUUACGUCACCAGCUUGAGCAGCGUGAGUCGGCGUUGCGCCAAGUGUUACGUGUGUUUAUCGACGAACGGCUGGAAACGCUAAACGAACAGGCUGGCAAUCUCUCGGCGCUGUCUAACCGCGCAAAGUCGGUGAUGCUGGCCGGCCGCGAAGCCAUGCAAAGCGAGCCCACACCACUGGUACUGGACGCGCCGCGCCUCACGCAGGAUAUCCAGCGGCUGCUGAUGGAGAUGGCACCGCUGCAUGCGCAGGCACGCGACGACAUCGUGUUCCGCUGGCCGCGCCUUGCAAUGGCCUCGGCAACCGUGCAACACUCGCUGGAUGACUCGGUCAGUCCAGACGCGGCAGACUCUUCGUCGCCUCGGCAUGAUUAUGAAUCUGAGUUUGCCGAUGGAGCAGGUGGCGGAAGUGGUGGCAAAAGCAUCGACUCUAAGACCCUGAUUGAGCUGAUCACGCACCACGGAGAGCUUAUGAUACUGCCCCCUGCCGUGUCGCCAUGCCACUGCACACCGUACCUACACGCCAUACGUAUAUUCUGGUCCGCGGUGGACAUGCCCGACCUGCCGCUACUGGAGUACCGCGUCGAGCACAUCUGCUGGAUCGCCAAGGAAACCGCCACCCCGGCCAAUGGCCCCGCGCCGGAUGACGAUGACGUCGUGCGUACAGCCGACGGCGAAGUCAUGCGUAUGGUCACUUACUCGGGUACGGAGGCAAGGUUUCCGACGACUCCGAGCAAACCCAGCGAGGUGGUGUCGGCCACCGUAACUCCCUCGUCUCCGGGCUCGGCCAUGAUCGUGUCUUCUCCUCCGACGGUGCGCGGCGCUGGCAGUGUAGAUGUCGUGGGAAAUAGUACUUCUGCUGCGGCGAACGGCACUGAAACCACCGCUGCAGAUGUUGCCGAAGAAGAUACGGACCGUUAUGCCACCCUUCUAGCCAGUGCUCGCCAGCCGAGCAUUUCCCUGCCACGUGGUGUGAGACCGCCUAGCAGCACUGCAGCAACCACCACCGGCGAAGGCCUGAGUCGACAGCAGCGCAUUGCCUAUGUCAAGGAUCAUUUCUCCGGUGAGGAGGACAUGGAGGAGGAUGACGACAUCGAAGACCUGGACGAUCUGAACGAGUCGGAUUCCACCGUCCUGUUCGACAUGAGACGUGACAAGCCAUCGCCAUCGUCCGCCACCGGUAUGACGCUCACUCAGUCUGGUAUUCCGCUGCCGGGACCGGGUCAGAGGACAGGCAUCACGAUCGAGCCGCUCGCCGUCAAGCUCCUUCCACCCAGCUCGCCGGCAUCGGCAACAUCAUCUAGCACCUCCACCGCCACUUCCACCACCACCGCUGCCUCUUCGUUAACACUCAAGGACUUGGCAGCUAGCGGUGACUCUCUCUUACCGCACCAAGCGGUUGCCGAAAUGCCAGCGUGCGCUCCCGACGAGGUUCUGGUCUCCAGCCGUCCGGGGUCCAGGGAGAGUGAUCUGCGCGGCGGGAGAUCGGAGUCCAGGGCCUCCCACGAUGCUGUGGAGAGCCGAGCAGUGCGCGUCGAAUCCGAUCCUCUCGACAGGCCAGCUUCGCUUCAUCCCGUUGGGCAGCAGCUAGUUGGGACUCCGCCGAUCGGUUCCAAGGUCGGCGUGCAUGCCUCUCUGCCCCUACGCAGCAAUUUGUCUCUCGGCGGUGCGAUGCGCAUGCCAAGGUCCGUGUCCGCACCCGCCCCCACCUCUCUUGAUAAUGGCGGACCGUUGUCGCUGAAGGACCUAAGGCGGUCGUCCGUUGAUGAAGGUGAGCACGACGCAGAGGUCAUGAGCGUUGUGGUGUGCGAUCAAAACACUUCCACGACGACCAUCGUCAAGACGCCAGUGUCCAGCGCUGGCAAGGAGCUCACCCUGGAGGCUGCUGCGACUGCAGGUGCUUCGGGAAUGACGUCAUCGUCGCCGUUCGAUGUGCUGCAGUCGCCGGCGUCGUACCGCAAAGCCGCUGCUGCCGCGGCCGCAUCCUCCACCGCUACUGCUAUGCAAGACGGUCAGACUGCCACGGGUGGUGACCCCCCUGGCAGGUCCGUGCAGCGUCAGGAGUCGCACAUCGCCACCAGCGGCCUGUCGUCUCGCGAGCGCAGCAAGUACCGCGAGGCGCACUUCACCGUCUACCGUGGCAAGAACCGCACGUUCGAUCUCAAGCACAACUUUCCGCCCAACUCCGAGCACGGCUUCCGCGUGGCCGUGUGCAGUCGUGCCGGACAGGGCCCGUGGUCCCCGCUCACCCGGAUUGCCAUCCCAGGACCGGCAUUCACAUGGAACACACGUACUUGUCAUCGUCAAGUGAGAAUCAGUGAUGACUGCCUGACCGCCAGCAUAGGAUCCAAUCGCUUCUGGGUAACCGUUGGUGCUGACACGGUGCUGGACAAAGGUUGCCACUACUGGGAGUGUGUGCUGAAACAGUACGGCGAACCCAGUCGUAACUGGAAGGUGGUCGUCGGUGUUGUGGCGGCCAAGGUUCCCGAAACGGUGUGGAAACGCGACAAGGCAACCAUUGGCAUUUUGCGUCACGGCAUGAGCGCGUCGUCCUGGGGCUACGUGACGGCACAGGGCAAGAAAGUCAGUUCAGUGACGACCACCAGCUGGGGUAGCGAGUACGCCGGUACCGGCGCGCACGGACGAUGCUCUGAAGGCGAUACCGUGGGCGUUCUUCUAGACCUGGAUACGGGCACACUGGAGUUCUAUCACAACGGCCACAGUCUCGGCGUGGCGUUCGAUAACGUCAAAGUUCCCGUCAUACCGGCCGUCUCCUUCUACCACGACAAAGCUGUGGAGCUGCGGUUUGCACCACCGCCGCCUCUGCUGUGAGUGUGAUGUGCUGGCUGUGCUCUUGAGGGUUUGUACUGGACGGCCGCCUGUUACCGUGUUAAAAUUAACACGAUCACCUCGCUGGCAGAGAUGAGCGAUGGGGUGAUUUUAACGGUGAUUUUAGAUGCUGCCAUUUUUCUACGAAG
Messenger RNA from Sycon ciliatum, 3981 nucleotides. RefSeq lists its product as uncharacterized. NCBI's taxonomy places the organism in Eukaryota, Metazoa, Porifera, Calcarea, Leucosolenida, Sycettidae. The record is from RefSeq and is a predicted model, not a curated record. The coding region runs from base 89 to 3835 and encodes 1248 amino acids. Gene Ontology annotation, molecular function: protein binding; zinc ion binding. The transcript has 16 exons.